Molecule: messenger RNA, 1172 nt
Organism: Octopus sinensis (East Asian common octopus)
Lineage: Eukaryota; Metazoa; Mollusca; Cephalopoda; Octopoda; Octopodidae
Product: myophilin
Exons: 4
Coding region: 166-759 (197 amino acids)
Molecular function (GO): protein binding
Source: RefSeq, a predicted model, not a curated record
AGUAGCUGGUGUUUGAUUAUAAAUAAAAAGAAAGCGCAGCUCGCCUCAGUUACAGACGACGUCUGCAGUCACCGUGGAUUUUCAUUCAUUUGAAUAAUAAUAAUAAACAGAAAGGAAAUCUUUUUGUAACUUUAAAUUCGUUUGGAACUUAAGCAUUUAUUAAAAAUGAAUAACCGUGCCAAAAAAUGUGGAAUAAGCGCUGAUGUACAAGCCAAAGUGGAUUCAAAGUACGAUGAAGCGUUAGCAUCAGAAGGUCUUCAGUGGAUUCAUGAUGUUUUAGAAAAACAUGGUGACCCUCAAGAAUUUGACGUUUCUGGUAAUCGCGCGAACUUUGAAAGUGUACUCUCUGAUGGAUACCUUCUAGCUAAACUCAUCAGUGUAUUGAACCCUGGUUGUAUCAGCUCGAACAAACUUUCAAAACGACCAACGAUGACGUUUAAGAAAAUGGAAUUGAUAGAAAUGUUCCUUUCAAAGAUAAAAACCUAUGGUGUGCCAGACCACGAGCUAUUUGCAACAAUUGAUCUUACCGAAGCACAAAAUCUUAACCAAGUUGUUGUUUGUUUACAAGGUUUAGGCCGAAAGGCUCGCGCAAACGGAGAAAUCGGUUUUGGACCACAAGAAUCUCAAGCUAAUGUCAGGACCUUCACAGAAGAACAGCUGAAUGCUGGAAAUAGUGUCAUAAGUCUUCAGUAUGGCUCUAACAAAGGAGCAUCACAAGCCGGAAUGAGUUUUGGAAAAAGUCGCAAGAUUCUUGAUUAAAUUUCAUUCAUUCUGUUUUGGUUUGUAAGAUAAAAAAAGCUCAAUUGUACUUAAAAAUGUUUCCGUUCACAGUUCUGUUUGGUCACCGUGUUAUACCAUCGAGAUCCAUAAAAGCAUAUUUGCUAUCUGUAGUAUGAUGACGUCGAUCAAACGCUAACCUUUUUAUACCAGUCUGCUUGGUGUAGAGACUGCAAGGAUUUAAAACUUAAUCCCCUUAAGGAAGCAAUUCAGUCAUCUUGAUUAAAUCUGAAAUAUUGAUUUCAAUCAUUUUGGUAUCCAUUCUCCGCAAUUCCUUCAUUAGUCAAAGAGGACUGACGAAUUACCUUGGUCAAAGUGUCAAGCUUUAUUCAAGAAAAAAAUGACGUCUAACAUUCCUGUUUACUGAAAAUAAAAUUAUUGAAAAAAAAUUGUAA